UGAAGAGGCAUCCCUUUGUCGAUCGCUAGAAACAUCCAUCAUCCAUGCAUGAUGCUUGACGCCUUGAUGCAUACUACUACUGGUACGUAUGACAUGAUUCCCCACCUGCUCCUCCAUGCAUGGCACAUGUUAUGUCCAUUCCGUCCAUCCAUGCACCAAGGCGGGUCCCACAUCCCACCACCACCACCAUCAGCGAGCCUCCGCACCGCACACUCCCCAGCCUCUAUCCGGUCCGGCGGUACAAAUAGCCCCCACCCGCCACCCACUCAGCACCAUUUCACACCCUCUUGCCUCCCCGUGACUACCUCGCUGUCCCCUCUCAGUGUCCAAGCGACGACACCACGCCGCCGAGAUGUGGAUCUCAGAUUCCGCCUUUGUGGAGCCCUCAUCUUCCUCCCCAUCCGCCUCUGCCUCCCCGCCGCCGAGCCCGCCACCAGCACGCCUUCUCCGCCAACGCAACCGCCGCCGACGCCGCAGCAGCCGGAAACAGGGCAGUGCCAGCGCCGUCGACGGCGUCGCCGACCCCGAGGCGGAGGACGUGUGGCGUGGGGCGCAGUGGGAGGCGGCGUGGCCGGCGCGGCGGGACUCGAAACCCGUCGUGCUCGCGGGCGGAGACGACGCGGUGGGGCGGUCCAGGAGCCUCACGGACGACGACCUCGAGGAGCUCAAGGGAUGCGCCGACCUGGGCUUCGGCUUCAACUACGACGAGAUCCCCGAGCUCCGGAGCACCCUGCCGGCGCUCGAGCUGUGCUACUCCAUGAGCCAGCGCCUCCAGCUGGACGACGAGAAGCCGCAGCAGCACGAGGCCGCCGCACCAGAUGCCGCCACGCCGUCGCCGCCUGUCACCAACUGGAAGAUCUCCAGCCCCGCGCAGGUGACAGCCCUGACGAGGUGAAGGCGCGGCUCAAGUACUGGGCGCAGGCGGUGGCGUGCACCGUCCGCCUUUGCAGCUGAACGGCGCCGAACCAUGCGCGCCAUUCUUCGCCGUCUGGAAGCACACACCAUGCCGGUAUGCCGGCCGCCACCACACAAGAAACCAGAUGACCAGACCUGAUCGCGAACACGUUGCUGCUGCUGUAAAGUGAUCCAGGUGCAGCGUUUCAGCUGCGACGGCGGGCGUUGGCAGCUGCCAUGAUUGCAGCUGCAGAGUUUGGUAGUUGUGGUAGCAGCACACAUAGGGGCUGAGUAGAUGGGUUGGUUGCCCGACCGACAUGCUGUGCUCUCUGUUCCAGCUGAGCAACCUGCCUCUGCCUGAUGAACCAACCAUCCGAGUGUGCAGCAGCCAUCUCCAGUGGAAAUAAACUAUUGUAAUUGUACUGCUAGCAGUAGUGAUCAAAAUAAUGCGCAGAGUAAUUAGUACUGCAAGCAAAUCGGGGAAUCAUUGUGAAUACAUAAAUCUGUGGAUCUCAUUACUAUACUGUUAUCUUAAUCAUUA
Molecule: messenger RNA, 1435 nt
Organism: Zea mays
Lineage: Eukaryota; Viridiplantae; Streptophyta; Magnoliopsida; Poales; Poaceae
Source: RefSeq, a predicted model, not a curated record